Triticum urartu is the source of this 1501-nucleotide messenger RNA. Its product is annotated as Bowman-Birk type trypsin inhibitor. The record is from RefSeq and is a predicted model, not a curated record. Gene Ontology annotation, cellular component: extracellular region. Gene Ontology annotation, molecular function: serine-type endopeptidase inhibitor activity. NCBI's taxonomy places the organism in Eukaryota, Viridiplantae, Streptophyta, Magnoliopsida, Poales, Poaceae.
CAAACUCACAGCAAGACUUGGUAAAGGCGGCCGAAGAAGCAAAGCUGACUAAUCUGCAACCAUGAAGAUGAAGAGAUGCAUCCUGCUGAUGCUCGCACUUGAGGCCGCCGUCCUCGUCGCCGGCCGCCCCUCCGCUGUUGCCGUCUCCAACGACGUGGGCACCAUUCUCAUGCCGACCGAAGGCAAAGGGCAAGUGGGAACGGCGGCGGCUUCCAGGCCAUGGGAUUGCUGCGACAACACCAUAUGCACCAGGUCCUUGCCGCCAAUCUGCAUCUGUCUGGACGAGGUCGACGAGUGCGCCUCCACCUGCAUGGCCUGCGUGCCGUCCGUCUCAAACCCAUUCCGCCGCGUCUGCGGAGACCGGUACUACGGCGACCCCGGGCCCAAGUGCACCUACAACACCGUCGCCGGCGACAACAACGACGACGCCCUCGUAGCGGCGGCGGCAGAGGAGGAGAAGCCGUGGGAGUGCUGUGACAUGGCUCUGUGCACCAGGUCAUACCCGCCGAUGUGCCGCUGCGUGGACGAGGUCGAGCAGUGCGCUGCAACCUGCAAGAGCUGCGGGGUGUCCAUCUUGAACCCGUUCCGCCACGUCUGCAACGACUGGUACAACGGCUUCCCAGGUCGCAAGUGCACCGAGGCCGCCCACGCCGGCGGUAAUAACUAUCAUCAUCCACAUCCACGAGGACGGGGCGUCGACCCGUUGGCUGGGCAGCUGAGAUCCAUCGGUGUCACGAGGCUACAUAUACGCCUGGCUGCCAUAGCCAGCUUCACACGCACAAGCAAGCUCACUACACACGCUAUGGGGAUGAAGCGAUGCAUCGUUCCUAGCAUCCUGCUGAUGCUUGCACUGCAGGCAGCCCUGCUCGUCGCCGGCGACGUGGGCGACAUUCUCCUGCCGAGCCAAGGCCAAGUUGCAGACGAAGCAGCCAUGGCGGCCAAGAAGAGGCCGUGGAAGUGCUGCGACCAGGCGGUGUGCACCCGCUCCGAACCGCCGAUCUGCCGCUGCAUGGACCAGGUUUUCGAGUGCCCCUCCACCUGCAAGUCCUGCGGGCCGUCCAUGGCCGACCCGUCCCGCCUCGUCUGCCAAGACCAGUACGUCGGCCUCCCCGGGCCCAUCUGCAGGCCGUGGGAGUGCUGCGACUCGCCUACCUGCACCAAGUCCAACCCGCCGACGUGCCGCUGCGGGGACGAGGUCGACGAGUGUGCUCCGACCUGCAAGACCUGCCUGCCGGCCAGGUCGCACCCUUCCCGCCGCGUCUGCAUCGACAGCUACUUUGGAGCCUUCCCUCCUGCGUGCACGCCGUCAGAGGCUGUUGCCGCCGGUGGUAACUAGCACGCCAUUGAUCACGCGAUCAACUUCGUCGAGUGUUGUGUAAGAAUAAAAUAAAAAUGGAUGGCCGGCUACUGCUAGUAGUCUAUAUGUGUGGUGGACACAUUAUACUAUGAAUAAGACAACAUGGCAAUGUCUAAUUUUAAAUGAACGGUGUAGUUUUCUUCA